ACAAGUAUUGAGUAAUGAUAUUUCAAGUGCUUUUAGUGAUUCAAAGUAAUUUCAUAUAAUUCUGAUGUCAUAGAAUCAGUUAUGCACUCUUUGACUUUAUUACUAACGACUUGGUAUAAAAAUCUGUUCGUAUAGAUAUCCGUAAUCGUAUUUCUGUUUUUUUUUGAAGGUGACGAGCUUGAUUCAACAUAUUAUUAUGAUCGAGGAAUAGCUCUUCAUGCUUUAAGCUGUCAUUUGGAAUUAUUAAAUCAUUUCUCACUAACAUCAUCCGGUAGACGAUACUUCAUACAAAGUAAUAUCAUUGAUCAAAUGAUGAAUAUCUUACAACAUAAUUGUUUAAUUGAUAAUGCAUGUGAAAAUCAAGAACUCUUUCAUGCGGAUGUUAGUAUUAUUGCAUACAGUUGUAUGUUAUUAUAUAAUUUAGCUUAUGAAAAACAAAUAUUUUCAAUAUUAAAACAAAAAAAUCUUCAAAAUAUUUUUUCUAAAUUACAAUCUUCGAAAGAUAAUACGUUGCAAUUCGUAUAUAAAACAUUAUCAACAAUUCUAAGUCAUGAUGAUAUUGAUGAAGAAAAUGAACCUAUGGAGUUAAAGAAGGCUUAUGCUGAAUAUUUUGAAAAAACUAUUAUUGAAUCAAAACAUAAAAUUACAUUAAGUGUUCUAAAGAAUAUUAAAGAGCGAGAUGAUAAUGUAAAACUUAGGUUUUUAAAUGAAACAUAUUUGACAAAUUUAAGCCGAGAUAUUGAACAUUUAUCUACAACUAAAUAUCCAUCAAAUGCAUUGAAAUAUAAAAAUGUUGCUCGACGAGUUCGUGUUGUUGCAAAACAGGAAACCAAAGAAGUUGAAUCAUUAUUAGAUUCAGUAUUGCAAUGUUUAAAUUCAAAGUUUUAUCUUGAAGUUUUUGAAAAAAUUGAUCUUAACAAAACGAAAGUAACAUCGAGAGCUACGCUAACCAAUUGCGGUCUUGCAGCAAAACAUAUAUUCUUCAUGCGUGAAUGCCCAGAAUUUCUUUUUCGACAUGAUUAUGAACAACGAAAAGAUAUAGCAAAUUCAUUAGGCAAAAAAAUGUUGGAAUAUACUAAAACAAUAUUCGAACAACAUUUAUCUAUUCUAAUCGGAGAUGAAGGUAAAGAAAACAUAGAUGAAACCAAAGCAGCACGAAUGGCAGCAUUAAGCUAUCAUAUAAAAAUAUUAAAUCAUUUUUCAUUGAUACGAUCAAUACGAAGCGAAUUUUUAUCAUUACCAAUCAUCAAUCAAAUACUAUUAAUAUUACAAGAUCAAUCAUUAAUUGAUAGUAAUGGACGUAUUGCUGAUGCUAAAAUUGAAGUUGUUGAACAAGCUUUAAUAUUAUUGUAUAAUCUAGGAAUGAAUAAUGAGAUACUUUCAAUGUUGAGAACAAAAGAUAUUUUCAAUAUUUGUUUGAAAUUACGUCUCAUCAAAGACAAAAUCAUACAUUUUAUGUCACAUUUUUUAUUAAUAAUGUUAAAUACAAAUGUCUAUGAUGAUAUAUAUGAUCCACAUUUAUUAUCAAAAACUUGUAUUGAAUAUAUUGAUAAGUCAGUUAAAGAACCAAGACAAUUGUAUCAAGGAAUAAAACUACAUCGUUUAUUAAAACAUCUUGAAAUUAUUGUUCAAAAUGAUACAUUUAAUGAAAGUCUUGCUGAAGAAAAAGAAGGUAUUUCAGUUAUUACAAAAUGUAUUUGUGUAAAAACUUUAGAUGAGAAAAAUUCUGAUGAUCAAAAACAAGAGAUAUUUAAAAAAAUACAACAAUCAGCUGUAUUUAUUAUUUGGAAACUUUCAUUUUAUGGACCAACAACAAGUACAAAAUUAAAAUCAAAUGAUUUAUUUAUUGAACAAAUUCUUAUGUUAUUAAAUGGAACUUCAAAGAAAUCUAUACAACAUGCAAAGGCAAUCAUAUGGAGAUUAGGUAGUGAAGAAAUGAUACGUUUAGAACAAAUACAUAAAAAGAAACAUCAACGACAAAAUCAAGAAGAUAUAACAGGUGAUGAUCAAUUUCUUUCAACAGAUGAAUGGGAUGAAUCAAUUCCAUAUGACGUUGUAAUUAGUUAUAGUAGCAAUGUUCAUGAUAAGAUUUUAACUAUCAAAAUAUAUAAUCGUUUAUUAUCUAGAGGUUAUCGGGUAUAUAGUGAAAAACAAGGAAAACAUCGAUUAGAAUUAAUGAAAAAAGCUAUAGGAAAAAGAAAACCUAUUCUUGCUUGUUUAUCAACAGCAUAUCGUGCAUCGAAAGUUUGUAUGGCUGAAGUUGAAUAUGCAAAUAAAAAUUCAAGUCCAAUUAUUCCAAUUAUUGUAGAAGUAAAAUAUAAAAUACAAGGAUGGUUAAAACAUAUUAUUGGUGGAAAAAAUCCUAUUGAUUUAACACAGAAAAAUUUUAAUGAUGAACUUUUUGAAGUAUUAGAAGAGAUUGAAAAGACAAAAAGUUUGGAUUAG
Rotaria sordida is the source of this 2445-nucleotide messenger RNA. The record is from the annotation of a GenBank genome assembly. Lineage: Eukaryota; Metazoa; Rotifera; Eurotatoria; Philodinida; Philodinidae.